AUGUUGGGGGAGGGCAAGGGGAAGCAUGGGGGAGAGGUGGAGCCGCGGGAAGAGCAACGGCAGGCGGAAGGACCGCAGGCCCGUGGGCGCGGCGGGGGACGCGGGCAGGGGAAGGCGACAGGAGGCGGAGCGGGCGGCAGUAGAAGCAGCGGCGGGAACGCCAACGUCAGCGCCAGGAGAGUGCUGCGCAAGUCUGUUACAGAGCCCCGCGGGGCGCUUAAUAGCGCGGCUGCUAGAGCGCGGCUGGGCGCGGGGGGCGCGGAAGGAGGCGCGGGGGAGGAUGGGGGGGGUGCGUUGGCGGAGGAGCAGCGGCAGCGCACGCUGCAGCAGGUGCGGCUGCACCAGCUGUGGGCGGAGCAGAGGCAGCGGCGGCGGGAGGAGAUGCGGCUGGCCAAGGCGCAGGAGAGCCAGGGGCGCGGGGAGGCGGACGCGGACGCUGGGCGCGCGGGGAUGGGGGGAGGGGGAGGGGCGGAGGGAGAAGGGGGUGCGGGGGGAGGAGGGGGUGCGGUGGGAGAGGGGGACGAGAAAAGAAAAGAAUUAGGGUUGAAGAAGGAAAGGGCAGUGGGGGCAGACGAGUCCACGCUGGGGAUGGUGCACGCACGGGCAGGGGCACAGGCAGGGGCACAGGCAGGAGAAGCAAGCAAGCAGGCGGAGGAGGAAAACCAACAGCAGCAGCUGGGGAAGCAGCAGUCGGAGCAGCUACACUCGGAUAAACCAGAGUCGGAGCAUCAGCAGGCGCAGCAACAGCAGCAGGAGCAAGAGCAGGAGCAGCAGCAGGGAGUGGAAGAGGAGAGGGAGCAGCAGGCACACGGGGGUGCAUCUGCAGGCUCAGCAGAACCGGAGCCAGUGCUGCUGCGCAAUGUCUCCAUCCUUCGUGCCCGCCAGUACCAGCAGCAGCAGCGCUCCCCUCUCCUUCCUCUCUCCCCUCACUCCCCUCCCUCGCCUUCCUCUCCCUCCUCCCUUUCCUCCCCUUCCUCCCCCUCCUCGUCCUCCUCGCCCCACUCGCCGCUGCACCCUCGCUCUCUGCAGCUGCGUCCUGCGGCUGUGGAAUCGGAACAACGGGUGCAGCACACACACUUAGCGCACCCGCCAUUGCAGCAGCGCCAGCCGCCGCAGCAGCCGCAGCCGCAACAGCAGCAGCAGCAGCAGCAACAGCAGUUUGGGUCAGCGGCUGCUACUACAAGUGCUCGUGCACCAAGCAACGGCUGUGAUUAUCUCUCUAGUGACGGCGAGGAAUCACACGGGGCGCUUUCAGGUUCGGGUCUUUCUGGCUCGGGCGUUUCUGGUUCGGGCGUUUCUGGUUCGGGUGGGUGGUUCGGGCACAGUGUGGCGCAACGCAGCUGGGAAGUGCAGCAGAUGCAGCGAGAGGUGCUGGAGGAACUAGAGGAGGAAUGGCAGGCGGAGAGGCGCAAGGAGAGGGAGUGGGAGAGACACAGGGAAGACAGUACUCAACGCAACCAGAACCACCAAAGCUCGCAGCAGCAGCAGCAGCAGCAGCAGCAGCAGCAGCAGCAGCAGCAGCAGCAGCAGCAGCAGCAGCAGCAGCAGCAGCAGCAGCAGCAGCAGCAGCAGCAGCAGCAGCAGCAGCAGCAGCAGCAGCAGCAGCAACGGCGGCGGCAGCAGCAAAACCAGCAGCAGCACCAGCCGCAGGAGCCACAGCAAUGCGGUGGUUUUGCUGCAGCAGGCCACGUGUGCGCUGCUGCUGGUGGUGGUUGUGCUGCUGCUGCUGCUGCUUCACAACCCUGCGUUGUGCAUCAUGGUGUGCAGUGCAGCGUGCAUUGUGCUGAACCCGUUUUGUCCCCUUCUCCUCGCUCCCUCCCGCCUCAUGCACCCUGCUCCUGCUCCGUUUCCGCUGCUUCUGCUGCGCCCCCCUCCUUCCCGCAUUCUCUCUCUGCUCCUCUGCCUGCUGCUUUCUCGUCUCCGCCAGUGCACCCCUCCUGCUGCCCGCACCACACCAUCCCGCCCGCCCCUCCAGCCGCCGCUCGGCGCGCCUCCCACCCCAUGCACCCCCCUGCCCCUCUCCCCCCUCGCGCGCCUUCCUUCCCCCCACACCCCUCCGCCUCCGCCUCCGCCUCCGCCUCCGCCUCUGCUUCCCGGCGCCUGUCUAAAGCUUCAAGCGCGCCUCAGCGGUCCCGCGUGUGGGAUAGCGUUCCCAGAAGCCCCUUGGGGGACAGCAGCAGCAGGCUGAGAGGGGGACAUUCCGUGUGGGAGGAGGAGGAGGAGGAGGAAGAGAACGAUGAGGGAGAGGAUAGCGCGCACACGUGGCAGAAAGGGAGUGUGGAGGAGGAAGAGGAGGACGAUUUUGUCGAAUUGAAUGGAUGGGAGGAGGAUGAGGGAGAUGGGGGGCAUGGGGGACAUGGGGGAGAGAUGCCACCACACGAUCAUGGAGCAGAGAGGGCGCAUUGUGGGGUGGGGAGAAGGGAGGGUGUGACGGCAGGCAUGGGCAUGGGGAGGGGCAAGGGCGCUGGCACAGUGGGUGCUGGCAGUGGGCGUGUGCGAGAGGUGCAGCAACAGCAGCAUUAUGAGCAGCAGCGGCAGUACCAGCAACAGUACCAGCAGCAGCAGCAGCAGCAGCAGCGUGGCGAGAGGGAGGCGGUGUUCCGAAAGGCAAGGAGCGUGCCAAAGAGGCUGCUGAACCAGUCCCCACGCUCCUCCCACUCGCCCUCUCCGUGCCUCUCCAUGCCUCUAACCCACCAUCUGAUUCCCUCCCCUCGUGCCAGUCAUCCCAGUGCCUUUCCUCCCACCCGCCGCACACGCACACUCUCAGGCCUCCCAGACACAGUCCCCGAGCAACACACCGCCUCCCCACCCCCUCCCAACCCCUCCUCGUCCCUCUCUCCCCACUCACUUUCUCACCCCCACUCCCACUCUCACUCUCACUCCCUCUCUCACUCCUCCUCGCCCUCUCUCCCAUCUCCCCGCUCCCUCACUCCCAACCAGCCGCAGCAGUUCCAAUUCCCGCCCUCCUCCUCCCUUCCCUCAACCGUUCAAGCAGGUGUGUUCUCACCCCCUGUGCUCCUCCCCCCGUCCUCUUCUCUCCCUGGUCCUCUUCCAUCCCCCAGAGCUGCUGUGCCGCGGCAAGGGGGCUUAGCCCUCUCCUCUCCUAGAGCGACUCUUGGUUUUAACCCUGCCUCUGCUGCUGGUGCUUCUGGUGGUGGUGCUGCUGCUGGUGUUGGUGGUGGUGGUGUUGCUGCUGCUGGUGCCACAGGGAGAGGGUGGGCAGGAGGCAAGGCAGGGCGGGCUAUGGUGAGAGUGAAUCCCUUGCAGCUGCCGGGACAGGGGGUUAGAGAGGGGGGAAGAGGCCGCGGGGGUAGAGGUUCGAGAAACACAGAGCGGUAUGGACAGAGCUUGGGGAGAGGGCAGGAGGAGGAGGACGAGGAGGAUGAUGCAGGCGGUACGGCAGGAGAAGGGGAUAGCGAGGAGGACUUCUGGGGAAGAGGGGUACGAGGAGGGGGAGCGGGGUACCUGAUGGGACCCCUGUCCGCCCGUGGGGCCGGUGGGCGGGAUAGUGUGGCGUUUAGUCACGCCCAUGCCCACCAGCAGGAGCACCACAGCCAGCAAGGCGGGUGGCAGGCGCUUGUGACACCGCGGCGGGAUGGCAGGGGGGGAGCAGAAGGGAGGGGGAGAGCGGCAGAAUGGAAGGACCCAGAUGGGUGGUGGGGUCGUCAUGAUGAUGGGGUUGCUGCUACUGCUUCUGCUGCUGCUGCUGCUGGUGGCGCUGCUGCUGCUAGUAUUACUACUGCUCGCUCUGCUGGCAGUGCUAGUGGUGGUAGUAGUUGUGGCAGUGGCUCUGAUGCUGCUAUGAACGCCUUUGCUCGUGGUGGUGCUGGUUCCAGAGGUCAAGCAAGAGAAAGCGCACUAAGCACACGCAGCACACUCCCAACCGCACACGCCCCUUCUCUGCGCCUCAGCUCCCCAUCCCUGCAACGCCACUUCCCCACCUCCCCCCGCCCAGGCCGCACCACCCCACAUCUCCUCCCCUCCUCCCCCCGCCCCGUGCCCUCCUCCUCCCGCGCACUGCCCCUCUCCCCCCGCCCCUACCACACCCCAGCCUCCGCAUUCCCCCUCAAAGCGCCACCCUCCCCGCCCCUCUCCCGCAGGACCUCCGGCCCCCCUCUUUCCCCCCGACCCCCUCACCCCUCAGCCUCCUCUCUCCCCCUCAAAGCCCCCCUCUCCCCGCCUCUCUCCCGCAGAACCUCCGGCUCGCCUCUCUCGCAGCGCCUGUCUGGGUCGCCUCUCUCGCAGCGCUUGUCAGGCUCACCCCUGUCCCAUAGAACAUCAGGGUCGCCGCUCUCUCACUUGGGCAGUGACCUAGAGGGAGAGGUGGAGAGAGCGUGGCGACGCACGGGAGGCCCUUCGUCCCCUCCUCUGGAGGUGUCUCUGAGGAAAUUUAGGAGGGAGCUGAGUGGGAGGCUUAGUGGGGGGGUGGGAGGGUCGCAGGGUGGGGAGGGGGAGGGCGGGAGGGAGGAUGGGGCGUUUAAGUUUCAGCACUCCAGCCCGUGCAAGCCGGGGGAAAGGGCGCUGGUAUCACAUGAGAGGCACCGGCAUGAGGUGGGAGUGGAGAUGCAUCCUGCAGAUCACCAUUACCACCACCACCACCACCAGCCGCAGCCGCAGCUGCAGCAGCACCAGCACCAUCAUCAUCAGCAGCAUCAUCAUCAUCAGCAGCAGCAGGUGUAUGCUGGUAUGAUGGAGCCACAGCAGGUGGAGGAGCCACCAGUACGAUCAGAGAUUCUCAUUAUUGACAACUCGUCUCCCAGCGAUAGUGAGGAAGACGAAGCCGACCUGCACCACCACCACCACCCCCACCCUGCCUUCCCCACUCACCAUCCUGUCCCCCUUUCCGUUCCUGCCCCUGCCACCACACCGUCUUUCCACGCUCCCCCUACCACGCCUGCUCUCCUGCUUGCUGCGGCCGGGGCUGCUCUGUCUGCGUCUACAGGCCUCUCUUCCGGAUCACCAGCAGCAGCAGCAGCAGCUGCCGCUUCUCCCGCUAUCACCACAGCUACACGCGGUCUGCCCACGCUCCAUGCCACUGCUGUUAUGCCCCGCAUUCCCACGCCUGUGUCUCCCCGCCUACACUCGUUUUCUACUGCUGCCUCCUCCUCCUGCUCCUCUGGAGCCGCGCCCAUAGCUUCGGCAGGAGGAACUGUAGCAGCUGGAGCAGGAGCAACAAGAACAGGAGCAGCACGAGGAGCAGGAGGAGCAGGAGCAACAGCAGGUGUGCACACACAAGGGGUCCAGCAGGCACCAGCCCUCACAGCCGCUGCUUCUAGUGCUGCUGUUUCCAGGGGGAGUGCGAGAGCAGGCAGCAUGGGAGACUGGCUUGAUGGCCAGGAUAUGAACACGUCUGUUCUCGCCGAAAGCGACGGUACCAUGAUCACAGACCUGCAGCUGCAGCAGCAGCAGCAGCAGCAGCAGGGAGAGGGCUCGGAGUUUGGCUCUCCACCCCGCCAGGAGCAGCAAGCAGACUCGGAGGCGCCUCUAUCGCCUCUCACCCCGCCCCUCUCGCCCCUGCUCCAGCACCGCAUGCUGCUGUUCUGCGGGCCUGGGUGCGUGCCCUUGCCUUUUGCUCCUGCUGCGCUGGGACUAGACAUGCCCAAGCGGCUGUCCGCGAAAGAUAGGCAGGCGUCUGCUCCUGUUGGUGCUGCUGGCGCUGCUGGCGCGUUGGGGGUGGGGGGAUUGGGUGGAGAAUCGGGGUCAGCAGAGACAGGAGGAGGAACAGGAGGAGGGGGUGGAAGGGGAAAAGGCAGAGGAGGGGAAAUGGCACAGAGCAUGGUGCAAAGGGAGGGAAAUGCAGGCGAAGUUGAUGGUGGGGGUGAAAGCUUUGCAAGGGUGAGGGGGAAAAAAAGGCCAGGAAGCUGGAAAGACAAGGCUGAUGGUGGCACCGAGGCAACAGCAGGGAUGGGGAAGUCUGGGGGUUGGAGUGGGGAAACGAGUGUCACACGGAGUGUCACAGGGAGUGUUAUGGGAAGUUCUGAAGGGCAUGGGGAAGCACCAGUUAUUAACGGAGGCUGGGGGUCUCCUGGGGAAGUGCAGGGGGGUGGAGCGGUGGUGGCGGGGCGGAGAGUGGUGGGGAAGAAGGAGCUAAACGAGCAGCGGCGGGCGGGCAGGAGAAAGGGGUCAUGGGGCAGUGCAGUGUUUGAAGGACUCAUGCUGCGGCGCCAGCGCUCCAAAGCCAAGAACGAUGCGCACAUCGCGCUCACGUUCCUCCCUCCCCUCGCAAUCACGCUCACAUGCACCUGUCUUCGCAUCGCCUCCGCGCUCAAGGUCUCCCCUCCCAUCGCGCUCGCUAUCUCCUCCCCUUUUCUCGUCGCGCUUGCUAUCUCCCCCCCUCUCCCCGUCGCGCUCGCUAUCUCCCCCCCUUUUCUCGUCACGCUCGCUAUCUCCCCCCCUCACCACGUCGCGCUCGCUAUCUCUGAAGAGAUUUUUGCUCUAACGGAUGAACGAGCUCUACGGAAUGCUUUCUGUGUAGACACGAUAUUGGUGGUUCACUAA
Messenger RNA from Closterium sp. NIES-65, 6498 nucleotides. Lineage: Eukaryota; Viridiplantae; Streptophyta; Zygnematophyceae; Desmidiales; Closteriaceae. The record is from the annotation of a GenBank genome assembly.